Messenger RNA from Puccinia graminis f. sp. tritici CRL 75-36-700-3, 1933 nucleotides. RefSeq lists its product as uncharacterized. The record is from RefSeq and is a predicted model, not a curated record. The coding region runs from base 170 to 1717 and encodes 515 amino acids. Gene Ontology annotation, cellular component: membrane. NCBI's taxonomy places the organism in Eukaryota, Fungi, Basidiomycota, Pucciniomycetes, Pucciniales, Pucciniaceae. The transcript has 4 exons.
CUCGGUCCAUUUCCCAUUCGAUUCCUUCGACUACGCAGCUAAACUCUCGAGGCUAGACCCAACCGUUCUUCAACUUGCCCUCAAACCGCAUCUAAACCAACUUUGAAACUCCGGAGGACCAGCGACCUCAAAGCACCCAUUUUUUGAGAGUCUAUCAUCGUUUUCCGGGAUGGGUGCCUUUCUUUCGAUUCCUCUGCUUGGAGCAGUCAGCGGAAUGGUAUCCACUAUAGGGCUUAGUUGCAUCAGUGGACUGGUAUUCUUCUGCACCUCUCAAGCAGCCUCAGCCUUCUGCAAAUCCUGCAACUUUUCAUCCUCCAUCGCCACCCGGAUCGCAUACUGUUUGAUCCUCAUCCUCAAUAGCUUAUUCGCUUGGAUCAUGCUCACUCCAUUUGCAAUCAAAAAACUUGAAAGUUGGAGCUAUGAUUACAUCAAAAUGAGUUGCCCAGAGGAUACUUGUUAUGGUGUCUUGGCUGUCCACAGGAUAUGUUUUGCCCUCACCUUGUUCCACGUUAUCCUGGCACUCUUACUGCUAAGAGUUCGAAAUACCAGACAGAAAAUGGCCGUCAUACAGAAUGGAUGGUGGGGACCCAAGGUUCUCAUCUGGCUUCUACUAGUCUUCUCCACCUUCUUUAUCCCCAACGGAUUCUUCAUGUUCUACUCUCGAUAUAUCGCAUGGCUUGGCUCGAUGGUUUUCAUCUUCUUUGGCCUCGUUCUACUGGUCGAUUUCGCGUACGUCUUCGGUGAUUAUGUGCUCUUGGAGAUCGAGAAGUGCGCCGAUAUGGUCGAUUGGCGCUCUAAGCUGUGGGGCUACACUCUGGUCACUAUCACGCUUUCGAUGCAUUUACUCACGAUUGCAAUCAGUAUCAUCGAUCUGAGCUUCUUUGGCGUCUCCGGGUGUGGGCUGAAUCGAUUCUUCAUCAUCUUCAACCUGAUCCUCUGCUUCAUCGUAACCUGUAUAUCGCUUCACCCCGCCGUCCGCGAGGUCAAUCCUAGUUCUGGAGUCAUUCAAUCGGGUGUCGUGGUUAUCUACUGUACCCAACUCGUUACUUCAGCUGUUGCCAAUCACGAUGACGGGGACAGUCGCUGCAAUCCACUAACCAAACUACAAGAAGGUACUGAGACGUCCAUGGUCGUUCUUGGAGCUAUCAUGACCCUCCUGGCAGUUGCCUACACGACUUUCCGGGCCGGUACCCGCUCGUUUGAGUUUACUGGAAUGAUGAGCGAGUCGGCUGACACUGGCUAUGUCGCCCUUCAAGAUGCCGAUCCCGAACAACCAACCCCGGCACCGAUUACAACUCAGCCUAAGAAGAAAGACCCCCUGAGAAUCCAAGCCAUUCAAGCGGCAAUCGACGAGGGCUCGUUGCCUGCUAGUGCCUUGGAGCAAGAGUUGGCCAAGGAUCAAGAUGAUGAUGAUAAUGACCGAGAAGAUUUCGGGUCACAGGAUAAAGAUGACGAGACCAUCAAAGUCAGAUAUCACUACUCAUCAUUCCAUUUCAUCUUCGUUCUGGCAACGAUGUAUGUGGCAAUGCUAUUAACACAUUGGAAUAUCGUCACUCGCUCUGGGCAUGAUUCUGCCGAUAAUGCGACCCCCGUCAAAAUCGGACACAGUACAGUAACCAUGUGGAUGCGAAUCAUCAGCAGUUGGGUCUGUAUGGUCAUCUAUGCCUGGACUUUGGUCGCGCCGGUGGUAUUCCCCGACCGAUUCUCUGGCAUUUAGGAAUCCCUCGCUCUAUUUACCUUGCGACGAAAUAGUUAUUUGUCUGCUUUCGUCAUUUGUUCUCUGCUGUUUGCUUUUUUCCUGGGCCGUAUGCCGCAUCCUGUUGUAAAACUAUCCACAUACAAUAUACAAGCCCUGUAACAUGAUUAUUCCAUUUCGUGAUUUAUUCUUUCUGCUGGGCUUCUUUCCCCACAAUGCUACAAUCUAGCUCUGGAA